Molecule: messenger RNA, 1473 nt
Organism: Maudiozyma saulgeensis
Lineage: Eukaryota; Fungi; Ascomycota; Saccharomycetes; Saccharomycetales; Saccharomycetaceae
Source: the annotation of a GenBank genome assembly
AUGGCUGGUUUCCGUUUGAUCGAUUUGGCAAAGCCAUUCCUCCCAAUCUUACCAGAAGUUGAGGUUCCUUAUGAAAAGAUCUCCUUUGAUGAUAAGAUGGUUUAUACUAUCUUCACUGGUUUAAUUUACCUUUUUGCUCAAUUCCCAUUAGCAGGUCUUCGUAAAGAUGACGUUCCAACUGUCAAUGACCCAUUGUAUUUCUUACGUGGUGUCUUUGCUGCUGAACCACAUACCGUUUUGGAAUUCGGUCUAUUACCUAUCUUUGCCAGUGGUAUUAUAUUACAAUUACUUGCUGGGUUGAAAGUUAUUAAAGUUAACUUUAAAUUGAAAGCUGACAGAGAAUUAUUCCAAUCCCUAACAAAACUAUUCUCUCUUUUCCAAUAUUUCGUCCUUGCUAACAUUUUCAUUUUCUCUGGUUACUAUGGUUCUCAUUUAUCUAUUGCUCAAAUGGUUGUUAUUAACAUUCAAAUAGUAAUGGGUGGUUUAUUUGCUUGUCUAUUAACCGAAGUUAUUGACAAAGGGUUCGGUCUUGGUGCAGGUGCUAUGAUCAUUAAUACCAUUGCUGUUUCCACUAAUUUGGUUUCCGACACCUUAGGUGUCACUCAAAUUACUGUUGAUGCGGAAGGUAACAAUGAAGCACAAGGUGCUUUAGUUAACUUAAUUCAAGGUCUAAGAGCUAAACAUAGAACUUUAUUAGGUGGUAUCAUCUCUGCUUUCAACAGAGAUUAUUUACCAAACAUGACUACUACAUUCUUGGUUAUUGCUUUAGGUGGUUUUGUAUGUUAUUUACAAAAUUACCGUUAUGAGAUUGCCAUCAGAUCUACAAGAGCUCGUGGUACCAAUCAAAUGUACCCAAUUCAAUUGAUUUACACUGGUUGUCUAUCUGUUAUCUUCUCUUAUGUUUGCUUGUUUUACAUUCAUAUCGGUGCCUUCAUUUUAAUUCAAAUUGUUGCCAAGAACAACCAAGAAAAUAUAAUCUGUAAAGUACUAGGCCAUUACGAAAAUGUUAACAACAUUAUUGCUGCUCCAACCUUCCCAUUAUCAAUGUUAACCCCACCAAGAUCUCUUAUUGGUGGUCUUACCGAACAACCAUUGUCCUUUGUUGUUUACACUUUGUUCAUGGUUUCUACUGGUGUUUGGUUUGCCAGUAAAUGGCAAGCUAUCUCUGGUAGAUCUGCCCAUGAUAUUGCCAGAGACUUCAAGGAACAAAGUAUUACUUUGUUAGGUCGUAGAGAACAAAACAUGGCCAAGGAACUAAGCAAAGUCAUCCCAACUGCAGCUUCUACUGGUGCAGCUAUUCUUGCUAUAGUGGCCGUUAUUGGUGAACUAUUGGGUCUAAAGGGUAAAGGUGCUGGUAUUGUUGUCGGUGUUGCCGGUGGUUUCUCCUUGUUGGAAAUUGUUUCCUUAGAUUUCCAACAAAAUGGUGGUGAAAGUAACUUAGGUAAUGUUUUACAAGCUGGUAUGGGUCUAUAG